Molecule: messenger RNA, 1500 nt
Organism: Monoraphidium neglectum
Lineage: Eukaryota; Viridiplantae; Chlorophyta; Chlorophyceae; Sphaeropleales; Selenastraceae
Exons: 1
Coding region: 1-1500 (499 amino acids)
Source: RefSeq, a predicted model, not a curated record
AUGGACUCCACGGGGCGCAGCGGUGGCAAGGCUUCUGAAGCACGCUCCCGCAAGUCGCCAACCCUGGCUGCCGCCGCCCGCGCUGUUGGUGGCGGCGCCGCGCCCACGCUGCAGCAGCAGGUCCAGCAGGCGCAGCAGCUGCAGCAGCGUCGCUCAGCCGCAGCACGCUCUGUGACCGGCGGUGCCGGCCUCGCGGGCUGCGCUCCGACGUGGGCGGAUGGAGCGUGGCACCCUAUGGCCGUCAUGGUGCAGUCUGGGCAGCACAAAAACGGCGGCACGGGCGUUUUCAUUCCCGGGGGCGCCCGCGUGCUCGCGGCCGCCCCGAGCGCAUCUAGCGACGCGAGCAGCUGCUCAACACCCGCCGGCGGAACCACCUCCCCCAACGCGCCCGGCUCGCCGACCGGUGUCGCCGCAGCCCACCAUCACCCGCAGCAGCAGCAGCAGCAGCAGCAGCAGCAGCAGCAGCAGUCAAACAGCGCCGCUGCCGCGGCAGGGUCCCGCAUAGCACAAGCGGCCAGCCCGCAGCAACUGCCCUCUGUGCGGCCGUCCUCGGCCACUGCACGGCCACAGGCGCUGCCGCAGCAGCAGAAGCACUGCAGCGAGCCCAAUGUUGUCCCUGCCGUUCGUGGCAGCCGUCGCACCCUGGACAUGCGCCCCAUGCUGCCCGAUUGGGCGCCCCAGCAGCACCGCCUGAGCGAGGGCGCCCUCGCAUGCAACCCUGCGCAGCACCCACCAGCCGUCGCCGCCAGCGACCCGGCGUCCCCCAACCAGGGCGUCAGCAACGCCGCAGCCGCCGCCGCCGCGGCCGUCAACGCGGCCGCGCAGGCGCUCGCCGCCGCGCAAGCCGCCGCCCAGGCCGCCGCCGCCGAGGGCGCCGGCGCCGCUGGCGGCGCGGACGCGCUGUCCCUCCAGAUCGCGCUGCUGCAGCUCCAGCAGCAACAGCUGCAGCUGCAGCAGCUGCAGCAGCAGGCCGGCAUGCGGCAGCUGCAGCAGGACGCGCUGAUGCAGCAGCUCGUGGCCGCAGGGGUCUGCGGCGACCAGGGGCCCCAGGUCCUGCCGAUCCCCUCGCCCCAGGCGCCGCUGCUGUCAGGCAACGACGGCAUCCUCUGGCCCGCGGGCGGCGGCGCGUUCUGCCAGGCCUACGGCCCGGCCGACGACUUUGGGGAGCAGCUCUCCUGCCCCGUCUUCAGCGGCAGCGUGGGCGGCGCGCCCACGGCGGCACUGAUAUGCGACCCCUCUGGGUGCUUCAUGUCGGGCCCCCAUGCCGUCGGCGCGCCCGGUGGGGUGGCUUCUGCGCCGAUCUUUGACGGUGCGCUGCUCUACGGCGGCGCCGACCUUGCGCUUUCCGGCCCCUGCCUGAGCGGCCCCAUGGGCUGCGCGCCGGCGACGACGGGCGUGCUCGGCGGGAUGGGUGGGCUGGCGACCAUCGACGAGGCCACGUUGGGGCUGGGGGCGUUCAGCAUCCGGCCCGGCGCGGGCCGCCUGACAGGCGGCUGGUGA